AUGCAUACGGUUCUUGAUGGCCUGGCCGCUCGACAUCCUUCCUCCUCGGACUACGCCCGCGCACUACAACUCUUUGAAGAUAUUUGGAGGGUAAUACAAGGGGAGGGAUACUUGCCGUGGGAGUUGAAGGGGAUCUUGAAGGAGGAGCUGAUGGUUAACGACUCACGCUUUGCGCCGAUUGACAGGGUCGUGGUGGCCAGCCACAAAGAGAGGGACGAUGCGUGUCGGCUCUUCCCGUCGCUUGGCGCCGACGAAGACCGGAUGCUCGGCCUCCUUAGCCUCUACGACGAGCUCAAGGCCGUCCGCGAUAUCGUCGCUACCACUAUGCGGUUCGUAAACACGUCCCGCUCCGAAGCGGCGUGGAAUGACCACAUUCACGGCCCACUAUUGCGCCUCGCCGUCUCCAGUACGCCGCACGUUGGCGCCGAAAACAUUUCGCACGCUGCCAUUGCUAAAGCCUUCGUCCCGGCCGCGCGAGGGGAGCUCGAGGCCUUGGGCGGCAAAAUGAUCGACUACGCACUGCUUCUUCAGCCCGAAAAACAUCUCGCCGUCCGUAUCGCCAACUGCAUUGACAUUCGACGGCGUGCCGAAGGUAAGGCUCAGCUGGGUGUAUGGUUAGCGGCCUGGUACGGCCGCGUGGCCAGAUUCGAGCCACUGCCGUCCGCUGAGGCGGGCAUCCCAACGAACCUGCCCUUCCUCCCUGUCCUGCUUGUCGUGUGCGAAAAGUGGGAGCUGUACUUCGCGUUUGACAGAGACAGUGGGUUCGAGGUGUGCGGGCCCCUCGAGACCGGAAGCACUGUGACCGUUGACGGUUCGUACCGCCUCCUUGAGGUGCUACGGCUGCUGGCGGGUUGGGUCGCCGGCGAGUUCCGUGGGUGGGUUGAGCGAUGUGUUACAUAGGAGCGGUUUUCAGUGAUGAUCUCAUCCAUAGGCUAGGAAUCGCUACCGAGGUCAGCAUAGUACGAAGAUCUGGCAACCUUCAACUUGUCAGUCCCUCGCCCACUUUUGACGACAAAUUGUUGGGUUUCAUAUUAAUGCGCUACCCUUCUCUUGUUGGACGAGCUGUUGACGGCCUCGAUUCCCGCAGCAUUUGACAUGAGUCGUCAUACUCUGGGGCGCGCCUGCGGCCCCGCUAAACUCUCGGCUUGACGAUCGUCAUGCCCACACCU
This is a messenger RNA of Chaetomium strumarium, 1169 nucleotides long. RefSeq lists its product as uncharacterized. The transcript is spliced from 2 exons. Bases 1 to 900 code for a protein of 299 amino acids. The record is from RefSeq and is a predicted model, not a curated record. NCBI's taxonomy places the organism in Eukaryota, Fungi, Ascomycota, Sordariomycetes, Sordariales, Chaetomiaceae.